Labeo rohita (rohu) is the source of this 2171-nucleotide messenger RNA. Its product is annotated as nuclear factor 7, brain-like. Gene Ontology annotation, molecular function: zinc ion binding; protein binding. Lineage: Eukaryota; Metazoa; Chordata; Actinopteri; Cypriniformes; Cyprinidae. The coding region runs from base 192 to 1544 and encodes 450 amino acids. The transcript is spliced from 6 exons. The record is from RefSeq and is a predicted model, not a curated record.
UGCUAUUUCUCCUUUCUGUCAUUCUGAUUUUCUUCUUUGAUGAAAACAAAAACGAAGAGAAACACUGAUGCAUUUGAGAAUAUUGUUUCUGAGCAGACAGCAGAUAUUCGUAAUUCUCUGGCUUUUUCAUUUUUGACACUUGCUCUGAAAGAGAAAGUAAAGUUUCGAUUGCUGGAGUUCAAACAGUGAAAAUGUCUUCAUCAGCUGAAUAUGACUAUAAUUGUCCCGUGUGCUGUGAAAUCUUCAAGAAUCCUGUUCUUUUAUCAUGUAGUCACAGUGUCUGUAAAGAGUGUCUUCAACAGUUCUGGAGAACCAAGAAAACUCAGGAGUGUCCUGUCUGCAGGAGAAGAUCCUCAAGAGAUAAUCCUCCAGUAAAUCUGGCAUUACAAAACUUGUGUGAGUCGUUCCUGGAGGAGAGAAAUGAGAGUCGUUCAUCAGGAUCUGAGGAGAUCUGCAGUUUACACAGAGAGAAACUCAAACUCUUCUGUCUGGAGGACAAACAGCCUGUGUGUUUAGUGUGCAGAGAUUCAAAACAACACAUCAAUCACACAUUCAGACCAAUAAGUGAAGUAGUUCCAUCAUAUAAGGAGGAGCUCAAUACAGCACUGAAGUCAUUACAGUGGAAACAUCAAUACAAUGAAAAAAUUAAAAGAGAGUUUGAGAAAACAGUUCAACACAUCAAGUCUCAAGCUGAGCACACAGAGCGUCAGAUUAAACAACAGUUUGAGAAGCUUCACCAGUUUCUCAGAGAUGAAGAAGAAGCUACAAUCACUGCACUGAGAAAGGAAGAGGAGCAGAAGAAGCAGAUGAUGAAGGAGAAGUUGGAGGACAUGAACAGACACAUCUCAGCUCUUUCACACACAAUCAAAGAGACGGAGGAGAUGAUGAAAGCCAAUGACAUCUGCUUUCUAAAGGAGUUUCCAGUCACGAUGGAAAGAGUCCAGAUCUCACAGCCGGAUCCACAGACGCCUUCUGGAGCUUUGAUUCAUGUGCCACGUUACUUGGGCAACCUGCCGUUCAGAGUCUGGAAGAAGAUGCAGGACAUUGUCCAAAACACUCCUGUGAUUCUGGAUCCAAACACUGCAAAUCCAGAUCUCGUCCUGUCUGAUGAUCUGACUAGUGUGGGAAACAGUGGGAACAAACAACUGCUUCCUGAUAAUCCAGAGAGGUUUGACAGGUAUAAAUGUGUUCUGGGUUCAGAGGGUUUUAACUCAGGAACACACUGCUGGGAUGUGGAGGUUAAAGAGAGUCCAUUCUGGAGUCUUGGAGUAACUACAGCAUCAAACCAAAGGAAGGGAUAUGAUUUCUUUAACACUGAUGUUUGGAGUGUGCGGUACAGAUUGUUUAAGCAGUUUGGUUUUCCUGUUGAACAGUAUCUUCAGCGUGUGAGAGUUGAUCUGGACUAUGACAGAGGAACGGUGUCAUUCUCUGAUCCUGUAACUAACACACAUCUACACACAUUCACAACCACCUUCACUGACACAGUCUUUCCUUUCUUCUGGUGUGGUUACUCUCUGAGGAUCUUACCAUUCAGUAGUCAGUAAAGUUACACCUGUAGGUCUGGAUUGACCUACUUUCAUCUUUUAAUUAUAAUGUUUCUAAUAUUUGUAAUCCAUAUCAUAAAUUUAUUAGAAUGUUUCUCAUGGUUUUUCAUUUUUGAAACCAUCAUUCAGAAAGACAAAGUAAAGUUUAGAUUGCUGGAGCUUAAACAGUAAAAAUGGCUUCAUCAUGAAUAUGACUACACCAAUCAGGUAUAACAUUGACAGUUGACAGGUGAAGUGAAUAACACUGACUAUCUCUAUCAUGGCACCAGUUAGUGCCUACCUACCUAAGCAUUGUUGCAGACCAUGUACACCUUUUCAUGGAAACAUCCCAGAGGAAAAACUAUUUGCUCAUUGGUUGCUUUUUCUAAGCUCAGGAGACAUAGUUGUGAUUCUCCUAUGUUUCUUGAUUAAGUGUCAGCUGUUUAUCAGAUGUUUCUCCUAAAAUUCCUUAGGAGAAACAAAUAUAGACGCAAAUGAGAAAUGUCUAAGAGAGUCAAAACUGAGAUUGUGGUGAGAGAAGCUUGAAUUAUCUCUUUAUUGUCUAAAUUAGGUGUCAGCUUUGUCUUCCCAUGUUUCUCCUAAACUCCAUUAGGAGAAAUAAGAGUAGACACAACUGAGACAUGAGAA